AUGACACCAGCGAUAGGAACACCGCCCCCCGCUGCCCUGGGGAAGCCUAGGGAUAGGAUACAUCCAGCUUUCUAUGUAAUAGUGUGGAUUUCUCUGAGUUCCGCUGUCAUUUUAUUUAACAAGUGGAUUCUGGAUCCUGGAACCAAAAACUUCGCAAUUUUCCUAACAACAUGGCAUCUCCUAUUUUCCUCCAUUGUGACUCAGUUUCUUGCGAGAACAAGCACUUUGCUCGAUGGCCGGAAGGCAGUCAAAAUGACCGGGAAGGUUUACUUGCGUGCUAUUUGUCCAAUUGGCCUCUUCUUUAGCUUGAGUUUGGUCUGUAGCAACAAGGCAUAUCUCUAUCUGAGCGUAUCAUUUAUCCAGAUGUUGAAGGCGACCACGCCUGUAGCGGUGCUUAUCGCCUCUUGGAGCCUGGGGGUCGAGAGUCUGAAUUUGAGUGUCCUGAGGAAUGUCACCUUUAUCGUGAUUGGGAUUAUGAUUGCCUCUUACGGCGAGAUCCUCUUCGAUCCCAGUGGAUUUAUCUUCCAGGUUUUCGGAAUUGGAUUCGAGGCAGUCCGACUUGUCAUGGUUCAGAGAUUGCUCUCUUCAGCAGAGCUCAAGAUGGAUCCACUUGUCUCGCUAUAUUAUUUCGCACCGAUAUGCGCAGCCAUGAACUUCGUGCUGUUCUUGAUUUUCGAGAGCAGUUCCUUGGGGGUAUCAGAACUACUGAUGAUUGGAUGGCUUACAUUUCUUCUAAAUGCUCUCGUAGCAUUCGGUUUAAAUGUCUCGGUGGUUUUUUUGAUUGGGAAAACGUCCUCACUGGUCCUCACUCUUUGCGGUGUUUUGAAGGAUAUUUUGCUCGUCUGUGCUUCAAUGAUCAUCUGGGGAAAUCCAGUUACUAUCCUUCAAUUUUUUGGCUACAGCAUUGCCCUAUCUGGUCUUUUGUAUUACAAACUGGGCGCCGACAAGAUCAACGAGCAAUAUGCGCAUCUACGAGGAUUGCGGCUUGGCACAGGAAGUCUAUCAAAUCGCCGGUUGGGAAUUGGUGCUGCUUCCCUUUUUACGGUGAUAGUUUUGGGAACAAUGUAUCAUGGUCGAUACCCUACUCGAGAUGCUACAUUUGUGGGUGCACAUACGUCAUACAGCUCCUCUAGGUUCAUCACCGGCAACCGUGUCUCUAGGAGCAGGUUUGAUAUUGUUAUCAGCAUGUCCCAGGAGAAUACCCAAACAAUUCGUGAUCGGGUGGAGGAAAUCCUUAGCCUUCCGCAGCUUUCAACUUUGGAGACAAAGGUGGUGGUGUACAGCAUGGAUAAAACAGCGGACUUGGUGUCUUUAAUCAAGGAGACCGGUGCGGAUGCUGCCGAGAGUAUUCCCAACAUUAGUCGUGAGACUGGAGCCUAUCUCCACCAUAUCUUGAAACACUGGGAUAAUCUCGCAGACCACACCCUUUUCCUCCAUCCGGAUAUUGAGGACUUUGAUCAUGUGAAGGCUCGGAUUGAAGAUUUUUUCCUUCCUUCUACUGGUAUGCUUUCUCUCGGGAUUGGCCAUGCAGAAUGCUCCUGCAACGAAUGCCGUGACCCUUGGGCAUCGGCAGAUACUUGGGCUCGGGUACCUCAGAUAUUCUCAGCCGUUUAUGGAGAGUUGUGCCCGGGCACUAGUAUCCUUCUGUCUCGCGGGUCAGGGUUUAUCGUCUCUUCAAGAAGGGUUAAGGGAACCGAUAAGCAUAUCUACCAACACCUUAAAGAGGUAUUGGAGAGUGAUGAGAAGCACUGGAUUCACCAGGAUACGAGGCAGCCUGGCAUGGAAGAUGCUCCACAAAAUCCAUAUUUCGGCCACGCUCUAGAGAGGAGUUGGAUGAUAGUCUUCAAGUGCUCGGAGAUGAGGCUUGUCAAGAGUUGCCCGAAGUUAGAUACUAGGAGGAAGCCUGACGACUGGGAUGAUGUUUGCCAGUGCCUGGAUACCGGGUUGGGGGGGCACUCGGUUUAG
This is a messenger RNA of Tuber melanosporum (Perigord truffle), 1965 nucleotides long. RefSeq lists its product as uncharacterized. The transcript has 4 exons. The record is from RefSeq and is a predicted model, not a curated record. The coding region runs from base 1 to 1965 and encodes 654 amino acids. NCBI's taxonomy places the organism in Eukaryota, Fungi, Ascomycota, Pezizomycetes, Pezizales, Tuberaceae.